AUAUACAUAGGAAAAUGUAAUUAUACUUCACAAAUCACUUCUACUGAAGGGUGACAAUGACUGAAUUUGAUCAUGCUGUCGUUGGGGCGGGAAUAGUAGGAUCAUGGACAGCUCUUCGCCUGCUGGGUUUAGGAAAAAAAGUACUGCUGUUAGAUCAAUUCAGAGAACCACAUACUCGGGGAAGUUCUCAAGGCCAAAGUCGGAUCAUACGGAUAACUCACAUAGAUAAAUUCAUUACAGAAAUGAUGCCUUUAGCAUUCGAAAUGUGGGAAGAAGUGGAAGAAUAUACCAAGAAGAAACUAAUCGUGAAAACUGGAUUUCUGUGUUUGGAUGCAUCUAAAGAAAGUAGUGAUGAUUAUAAGAAAUACGUAAAGUACAUGAAGGAGACCUCCCCAGAGAACUUUGUGGAGUUGACUGCUACAGAAAUGGUAGCUAAAUAUGACGGAAAAAUUAAAUACGAUUCACUUGGCGGAGUCUUUUUGGACAAAACUGGAGGAAUAAUGCUAGCACACAAAGCGCUUCUCACUGUUCAAGAUUUAUAUCGUCUACGUGGCGGCACCUUCUGGGACAACUGCCAAGUAUCUGAAAUUAUCCCUGAAGAAGAAAAGGUAAAGAUCGUAACUGCUAAAGGAGACGUCGUUGUCCGUUCUGUAGUGGUUUGUGCAGGUCCAUGGACUAAGAAGUUGCUCACUCCUACACUAAUUCCUUCUCUGCCACUUCAGCCACUUUUAAUAAAGGUAUAUUAUUGGAAGGAGAAAGUCAAGGGAGCCUAUUCUGCAAAAUCUGGUUUUCCAGCUUUUCUUCAAAUCUCAGAGCCUCAUAUUUAUGGGCUGCCCGGUAUUGAAUAUCCUGGUCUCUUAAAAGUCUGCUUACACGGAGGGCCUGCUAUCAAUGAUCCAGACGAAAGGGACAAAACCCCAACGGAUAACAAAAUACUGAAUAGUCUGAAAGACUACAUUAAAGAGCAUUUACCUCUCCUGGAAACAGAGCCAGUUAUUGUCGAAAACUGCAUGUAUACGAUGACACCAGACGAAGUUUUCAUCAUUGAUAAAUUACCCAAGCAUAAAAAUGUUAUCAUUGGAGCAGGGUUUUCAGGGACCGGAUUCAAGACUGCUCCUAUUUUUGGAAGAUUAUUGAGUGAAAUGGCUGUGGGCGUCGAACCGUUUUUGGAUGUUUCGCAUUAUUGUCUAUCAAGAUUUGAUUCAAAAGAAAAAUUGUAGUAGUAUUUUUGGUACCAUAAUAACUAAAAAAGAACUUAUUUUUGACGAAAUUUCAUAAUUAUAGAACUUUUAGAUUAUUGUUCAGAGGUUUGGGUUUUUUGAUUGACUUGAUUUCGUCUGUGGCAAUGUGUAAGAAAAAAGUUAAUAAAAAUGAAUUUAAUAGUACAUGCUUUCUGAAAAUAUCUUAUGUUGAAUAAAAUAUCUUAUAGUAUUUUCCUGAAAUGUUAUUUCAUGAAUUUCAGUCUGAAGAUUAAAAUUUGGUAAAAUAAUUUCAGUGUUUGAUAACAUGAUAAUAAAGAGCUAUAAAAUGUU
Stegodyphus dumicola is the source of this 1532-nucleotide messenger RNA. Its product is annotated as peroxisomal sarcosine oxidase-like. Gene Ontology annotation, molecular function: L-pipecolate oxidase activity; flavin adenine dinucleotide binding; sarcosine oxidase activity. The record is from RefSeq and is a predicted model, not a curated record. Gene Ontology annotation, cellular component: peroxisome. Lineage: Eukaryota; Metazoa; Arthropoda; Arachnida; Araneae; Eresidae.